AUGUCAGUUGCACCCCCAAAACCAUCGACCAGCACCGUAAUCACUCGUAGAACGCCCAGUGUGACCAGAAAGAGAAAGUCCCCAAUGUGCUGUAAAGUUUGUAACGACGAGAUUUUAAACUUAAAUUUUGGAGCUCAGGUAAGUUUAUAUUAUCUAAUUUUAAGGUAAAAUACGUCGAAAAAACCUUUGUAGUAAAAAAAAAUUAUUUAAUUUAAUGGCAUUUUGUGGUACAUACUUACUUAUGUACUAUUACAGGUCUGCCGAGCAUGUGCCUCGUUUUACAAAAGGACUUACUUGGAAAACAAAAAAUACCGCUGUAUUACUGGGUUUCAUAACUGCAAUAUUGAUCAUGGUAAAGCUUUUUUAAAUUAUUUGACGUGCCCAGACCCCUAGCACAGUGUCACAGCCCAGAGCCUUAGCCUAGAGCCCUAGCCCAGAGUCUUAACCCAGAACCCUAGCGAAGAGCCCUACAUCAGAGCCGUAGCCCAAAGCCUAAGACCACAGCUUUAGUUCAAAGCCCUAGUUCUAGCACUAGCUCUACUCUAGAAGUGCCCAAGCUUUGUGUUAGCCUUUCUUACCCAACCUUGCUGUAUGGUUUAUCAUUUCACUAUACUAGCCCUUGUAUAGUUUUGCCUUUUUCCAGCCAUAACUAGGUCUUUCUAUAGCUUAUAAACUUGAAAAAUUUCAAUUUGAAUGUUAUAGAAGGAAGCAAAGCCGGAAAGUGUAAAGCAUGUAGGUACGAGAAGUGUCAGCAAACCAAUAUUCAAAUCAAAGGUAGCUUUUUUAAAAAUUUUGUAAUUUAAAAUUUUUUUUUAUAUUUAGAAAUGACGUUAGUACUUAAUUUUUUUCAUUUUCGCUGUUAAAAUUAUGGUAUGUUUAAAAAAUCUUACUUUAGAAAACUUCAAAUCCCCAACUCGACCCCAACCAGUCACUAAGCUAAACGAAGGAAAGCUUAUUGGACAAAUGAUAAAAGGGCAUGCCAAGUACCUGCAAACUCAAUUUGACAAAUUAAAAAUUCUACAUCCGGAUGUCAUUUUCUCGGAUGAUGUGGUAAGUUAUAUCUAACAUGCUUUGCCUGGACUGUCCAAGCGAUUUUUUCUCAAGUUCGUUCCGGCCCUUUUUGAGAACCAGGCUAGAAGUUUUUUUUCUCGGACGGUCCAAGAAUUUUGAUUUGAGGGAGUUAAAAAUGAAAAAUUUUUUCAGUUUAUAACCCCGAUUAAACUCGAAGUACUACGAUUGAACUGUACGACGGUGAAGGAUAUGUUAGAGAUGUUUAUCGAUCAUUUUGGACCGUUUAACAAAUUGGAGCGGAAUGAUCAAGUAAGUACUCAAACAUAGACGACAAUCGUUUUAUAAAAGCCCUAUUCUACGCCCUACCGCUAGACAUGAAAAACGGGCCGGGUCUGAAUAUUAGUUCCGGCCCGAUCAAAAGUUGGCGCAAAACCGGCCCGUUUCUCAUUUCUACCUACCGCAGCUUAUUGUAGCCCUACGUAGCUCUUCAGUACCAUUAUUUUUAGUUUCUGAGCCAUAACGUAGUCGUAAGACUAAGGCUUUCUUCAGCUCUACUCUAGCCUUACAGUUGCUUGUAUUCUAACCCUUACCUAGCCUCAUCAUUGCCUUUAUUCUAGCGACAUUCUACAUUAACCUCGCUCAGUCCUACUCUAUAUUAGCUUCACCCUAACCAGUCUAAUAAAAACUUUAAAACUUAAAAUUUUAGAUAAAAGCUGUCCGAAAAUCCUUCACAGAAAUGAGAGUACUGAACGAAUGUUAUCUGUCCGCCAAAUAUUGUCCUAGUAUCGAAGAUACAAGACUAGUACCAGCUCCCGGAUACUUCUAUGAUCCAGGAAACAUUGAUCCAGCUUGGUAUCUUCAAGGCGUUAUGGAGGGCAAAGAUUUGCUUUUGUAUGAAAAGUAAGGCAAUAUAUUGCAAUAUGAGUUUUUAGGUCUAGUUUAUGGUUUUUUAUGUAGAUUAUGACUAAAGUUCAAUUUUAAGCCUAAAAUUUGUUUUUAAGCCUAAAAAUUCAUUUUUAAGCCUAAAAUUUGUUUUUAAGCCUAAAAUAAGUUUUUAAACAUAAGGAAUUUUUUUUUAAAUUUAAAAUUUUUUUAACUUCUUUUUACCCUACCCCUACUUCGUGACUUAAAAAUUUACCUUUCAGACUGAUGAAGCCUUUAAAUGAAAAACUACAAAUGGUGGCUCGAAAGGCUAAAUUGGCAGACAUAACUCAAGUCGACACUGUUGUUAUAGCUAUGAUUAUAUUGUGGAAGAACAGUAAGUAAUCAAGUCAAAAACGUUUUUAAAAUUUUAAAGUUCUAAACCUUAAAAUUUGCUUUGAAAGGGGACCCAGGGUUAUGUGAACAACCUAAUAAAUUUGACAUAAAAUAUACAUACAGUUAACGUACUUUACAGUUGAAAACAAUGGAUUGAUGACCUCUGAACUCAAUGAUUUCAAAAAUAAAGUUAUGAUCGAAUGGACCGAAGACAUAAAUCGCCGUUAUCAGGGCAAUUCGGCCGAAAUAUUGCAAGGAAAAAUGUUGUUUUAUGGGGAAGUUGAUGUAAGUAGCCCUACUCUACCCUACUCUUCCCUACCUUACCUUACCCUACGCUACUCUACCCAACCCUACCCUACCCUACCCUGCCCUACCCUACUUUACUUUACCCUACCCUACUUCAUCUUACACUACCCUAAUUAAAAAAUUUUUAUUUUCAGAACAUAGCUAUUGAAAUGUGUCACAAUUUGCUACAACUAAAGCUACUACGAAAAGCAAUACCAAAACCAAGUGACUGCUGUAUCGAGAAGGCUUUGCUAACUUGA
Molecule: messenger RNA, 2813 nt
Organism: Bursaphelenchus okinawaensis
Lineage: Eukaryota; Metazoa; Nematoda; Chromadorea; Rhabditida; Aphelenchoididae
Source: the annotation of a GenBank genome assembly